Molecule: messenger RNA, 1947 nt
Organism: Pseudopipra pipra
Lineage: Eukaryota; Metazoa; Chordata; Aves; Passeriformes; Pipridae
Product: calmodulin, striated muscle
Exons: 2
Coding region: 1190-1639 (149 amino acids)
Cellular component (GO): myosin II complex
Molecular function (GO): calcium ion binding
Source: RefSeq, a predicted model, not a curated record
UCCAUUCCUGAGGCUCAGCCUCUCCCAGUUCCUGCCUCCUCCUCCAAAAACCCAAAACUCCCAUGCCUGCUGUGCCAGGAUCCACCUGAUCCAUUCCUGAGGCUCAGCCCCUCCCAGUUCCUCCUCCUCCAGCAUCCCAAAACUUCCCUGCCUGCUGUAGAUCCAACUGCUCCAUUCCUGAGGCUCAGCUUCUCCCAGCUCCUGCCUCCUGCUCCUCCUCCAGCGCCCCAAAAUUCCCUGUUUGCUGUUGAUCCAACUGCUCCAUUCCUGCCAGCUCAGCCUCUCUCAGCUCCUGCCUUCUCCUCCUCCUCCUCCAACACCCCAAAACUCCCCUGCCUGCUGUGCCAGGAUCCAGCUGCUCCAUUCCUGAGGCUCAGCCUCUCCCAGUUCCUUCCUCCUCCUCCAACACCCCAAAACUCCUGUUUGCUGUGGAUCCAACUACUCUAUCCCUGUGGCUCAGCCUCUCCCAACUCCUUCCUCUUCCUCCUCCUCCUCCAACACCCCGAAACUCCCCUCUUUGCUGUGGAUCCAGCUGCUCCAUUCCCGAGGCUCUCCCAGUUCCUUCCUCCUCCUCCAACACCCCAAAACUCCCCUGCCUGCUGUGCCAGGAUCCAACUGCUCCAUUCCUGAGGCUCAGCCUCUCCCAGCUCCUGCCUCCUCCUCCUCCAACACCCCAAAACUCCCCUGCCUGCUGUGCCAGGAUCCAGCUGCUCCAUUCCUGAGGCUCAGCCUCUCCCAGCUCCUGCCUCCUCCUCCAACACCCCAAAACUCCCUGUUUGCUGAGCCAGGGUCCGGCUCAUCCAUCCCCGUGGCUCAGCCUCUCCCAGCUCCUCUCUCCUUCUCCAACACCCCAAAACUCCCCUCUUCGCUUUGGAUCCAGCUGCUCCAUUCCCGAGGCUCUCCCAGUUCCUUCCUCCUCCUCCAACACCCCAAAACUCCCCUGCCUUGCUGUGCCAGGAUCCAACUGCUCCAUUCCUGAGGCUCAACCUCUCCCAGCUCCUGCCUUCUCCUCCUCCUCCUCCAACACCCCAAAACUCCCCUGCCUGCUGUGCCAGGAUCCAGCUGCUCCAUUCCUGAGGCUCAGCCUCUCCCAGUUCCUUCCCCCUCCUCCUCCUCCUUCUCCUCCUCCUCCUCCUGCUGCCUUAGGCAGAGGCAGCGCGGGACGUGCCGGGGCAGAGCCGGGAGCGCCAUGGCCGAGCGGCUGUCGGAGGAGAAGAUCGCCGAGUUCAAGGAGGCCUUUUCCCUCUUCGACCGGGACGGCGACGGCUCCAUCACCACGCGGGAGCUCGGCACCGUCAUGCGCUCGCUGGGCCAGAACCCCACCGAGGCCGAGCUGCGGGACAUGGUGGGCGAGGUGGACGCCGACGGCAGCGGCACCGUCGACUUCCCGGAGUUCCUGUCGCUGAUGGCCAGGAGGAUGCGGGACACGGACGGCGAGGAGGAGAUCCGGGAGGCCUUCCGGGUCUUCGACAAGGACGGCAACGGGUACAUCAGCGCGGCCGAGCUGCGGCACGUCAUGACCAACCUGGGCGAGAAGCUGACGGACGAGGAGGUGGACGAGAUGAUCCGCGAGGCCGACUGCAACAACGACGGGCAGGUCAACUACGAGGAGUUCGUCAGGAUGAUGACGGAGAAGUGACUCCCGGCCCGGCUCCGGCCCCGCAGGGAGCGGAGGUUUCCCCGAGCCCCUCCAACCCCUCCCACCUUCUCCGCGCCAUUCCAGGCUGGAAAAAAUCCCACACACACACCAUUCCAGGCUGGAAAAAUCCUCUUUGGUCCCGGUUGGAAUGUUGGCAAGUAGGGUCUCCGUUGGAUACGGGCGGGAGGGGGACUGGGAUACAGCUGGACACGGGAUCCCCCAGGAGACAUCUCGUGUCCGUAGAGAUUCCAGAGGCCACUGGAUGUUCCCUGACAUCCCUGAGUCCAAUAAAGGAAUGUUCCCCCAUG